This is a messenger RNA of Aureobasidium vineae, 891 nucleotides long. Lineage: Eukaryota; Fungi; Ascomycota; Dothideomycetes; Dothideales; Saccotheciaceae. The record is from the annotation of a GenBank genome assembly.
AUGAUUGAGCACUUUGCUAUUGCAAGCAAGGUACGGCACCUCAUAUACUCUGAUCCGAGCAGAAAACAGGUCAGUAAGGAGGACGUGAGUUAUCUCGACUUCCAGAUUGUCAACUGGCACAGAAACCUCCCUCAGCAACUGCACUGGGAUCGGGAGUCUUGGGGACAAGCAGAUGGGGAUGUAUCUGCUGGACAGCAGCGUCUCCGGAUCAUCCUCUAUCUGCGAGCGAAUGUUAUGCGCGUCAUGAUCCAUCGGCCUGUGCUGCACUCAACGGCAUCAAUCGUGAGCAACCCAAUACAAGCACAGACGGUCGUAGACAUCGCCAAAGACACGAUCCGCAUCUUGACGCAUAUCAAUCGGACGAGCAGGAUGUAUCGGGCAUCGCAGAGCUUGUUCAACGCAUUCCUCACGACAGCUUUGGCAGUCUUGUUCCUCGCGGUAUCACAUAUGCCCGAGACAUAUGCAGGGCAGGUACGUGAGGAGUUCUACAUGGCGCUGGAUCUUGUACGCGGCAUAUCAAAGGGCAGCUGGGUCAGCAAGAGGCUGUGGAAAACUAUCCGGUCGCUCAAAGAGGUAGGACCGAAGCUCGGGCUGAUGACGAGCAAUGCCCAGAGCGACCCAAACCAUUCAGCAGCAGUGGCUAUGGCCGGGCUUGCUGGACAUAAAGUUGACGAAGGUGCAUUCUUGAACCCCGGAGGAUGGAACAACAUGGGCAGUGUAUCGUCAAGCUCACCCGAUGGAAUGGUGCAAGACUUGACAAACCUGUUCGAGGCAGCAGGAGGAUACACGAAUGGGUUUGGAGCUGGUUUUGGGGCAGGAGCGCAUCAGAUGGAUGAGAGUGGAUUCGGCGGUGAGGAUGAGCUGAGCAGAAUUCUACGGGAUCUGUUCUGA